AUGUCGAAGCAUGAGUUCUCUAUAGACAUGGCCUGCGAAGGCUGCUAUAAUGUGGUGACUCAGGUCCUCAACAAGCUGGGAGGAGUUCAGUUUAAGAUUGACCUGCCCAACAAGAAGGUUUGCAUCGACUCUGAGCAUAGCGUGAACACUCUGCUGGAGACCCUGAGGAAAACAAGGAAGACCGUUAUAUACCUUGGCCCCAACUAG
This is a messenger RNA of Rhinolophus ferrumequinum (greater horseshoe bat), 207 nucleotides long. RefSeq names its product copper transport protein ATOX1-like. Bases 1 to 207 code for a protein of 68 amino acids. Lineage: Eukaryota; Metazoa; Chordata; Mammalia; Chiroptera; Rhinolophidae. Gene Ontology annotation, biological process: copper ion transport. Gene Ontology annotation, molecular function: copper chaperone activity; metal ion binding. The transcript has a single exon. Gene Ontology annotation, cellular component: cytosol. The record is from RefSeq and is a predicted model, not a curated record.